AUGUUAUCCCGAGUCGCCCGUCAAAAAAAUGCGCUCUUCCACCUGCGAAAGGCGAAUGCCAUCCGAACGCUGGGCGUCUCUCCAGCAGUGCGCCUGCACUCGAGUUCAAGCCGCCCAACUCCUAUCGUGAAGUCACAAUGCACAUCGACACAAGACCGACCCCGAAGACCAUCUUUUCAAUCGCAUCGCAAUCUCGCUACCGCGGCCGACCCAUCCGUCCUCGAACAAGGAUCCUCCUACAUGCUAGACGACUCUCCAUAUCCAGGUAUCACCCGGCCAUCGCCCUUCCAAAUGUCCGAUUCCUUUGAUACUUCGUCUUUAAUCGUCCUGAAUGAGAUCCCCCAGACUCAGCCUAAAAUUCUGCGGAAGAUUCGGGGAAUCGGCGGUGACGAGGAUGAGAUGAUGGCCAACUUUGACAUGUCACUUCGGGUGGGUCGAUUCGAUCGUGCUGCAGCUUUGAUCAGCCGAUUGAAGGUCUACUACCCUGUUGAUUCUGCCGAGUUUCUUGCUUUGCACAAUAAAUAUCUUAAGGCAAUGGUCUCGCACAUGAUUGUCACUCGGCAGGACGAAAUGGUUUUGCCAUUGCAGAAAUGGUUUGAAGUUGACAUGCCAUCGGGUGGUGUGAGGCCAGAUGCCACUACUUUUGCGGUCAUGGUUCGCAUGUCUCUUCGUAUGCUGCAUGGCUCUAAGCGUGAGAGAUCGGUCCGCCGUUACUGGGGUCUUGCCAAGCAGGCGGACCUUCAUGAAGAUCUUCUGGCUAGCGAGGUACUGACGGAUCUGGAUCUUGGUGAAUUAUCCAAGAUCUGUUACUCCGAUUUGCUCACGCCUAUGGUUGAUCCCGCCGAAAUCGACGAAGAAUUCUCCACGCAAUCCGCUGAAAUAGUCGAUAAUCUCCCCGAGGUACUUGCCGCGGAGCAGAAGGGUCUGGGUUUAAGUUCUUUGAAAGAAUCUCUGUCCUUAUUUUCUGAGGGCCCUCAGAUUGCCUUGCCCGAGGGUUUCAAGGGUACGGAAGAGGAGAAGAGGGAACUGUAUGCUCAGCUUCGACAACAGCGACUCGAAUCCGACACCAUGAGGACGGCUUCAAAGCGGUGGCGUGCCGAGUUCGAGGGCAGAGUCAAAUCUGGUGUGGAUGUUGCUUCGGGUAAAUCCAGGCUCAAGUCCGUCAUGAGCCAGUGGCAUACAGACCUUUCAGAUGCCAUCAAGAAAGAGAUCAAGCUUGCUGAGGAAGCUGAGACCCAGCCAAUGCGCACCGAGGAACAGAAGGCUCGCUGUGAAUAUGGCGUUUACUUGCAGUCUCUGGACUCGGACCGUUUGGCUGCAGUCACAGUCCUCUCUGUCAUGGAUGUUUUCACUCGCCACGGAAUGCAAAAGGGAACCAAAGUUUCGAGCGUCGCAGCAUCUAUCGGAAAAGGUGUCCAGGAUGAGCUGAUCGCCGAAGCUUACCUCAAGAAAAACACGACCCCUGACUCUCGCCGUGUUAAAAUGGUCAAGGACAUGCUUGCUGGCCGCAGGAGCAAGGAUGGUCGCCUACACUGGAAGGCUGUGUCUGAGAACAUGCAGAAGGAACAUGAAGAAUAUGCCUGGACUCCUCGUGUUUCUGUGCGGAUUGGGGCUGUUCUGAUGGGCCUGUUGUUUGACGUUGCCAAAGCUCCUGUCAAAACUACGGAUCCCAAAACUGGGAACGUUACGACGGCCAUGCACCCGGCUUUCUUGCAUGCCUACGAGAUGAACUUCGGAAAGCGACUGGGACUCUUCCAUAUGAACCCUGAAAUCAUCGACAUUAUCAGCAGAGAACCGCCCGCAGAUCUUCUCGGCCGCCAUCUUCCAAUGGUCUGCAAGCCGCAGUCAUGGACGGGAGCAAAGAAGGGAGGUUAUCGUCUAUACCAAAGCAACAUCGUUCGAUCCACGCCCGGCGAGACUUUGCAGCCAGCCUACGUGAAAGCGGCUUUGGAGAAGGAUGGUCUCAAGGAUAUUCGGAAGGGACUCGACGUGCUCGGAAACACUGGCUGGGUUAUCAACCGCGACGUGUUUGAAGUUAUGCUCGAGGCCUGGAACUCUGGAGAAGGUAUCGCAAGUCUGGCACCACUUGAUCCGGAUCUUACCAUUCCGCCAAAGCCAGAACCCGACGCGGGCUUCGCCGCCGAGAGAGACUGGCAGCUACAAAUGCGUGAUAUUGAGAACCUCCGGUCCGGAUACCACUCAAUGCGAUGCUUCCAGAACUUCCAGCUGGAAGUUGCCCGUGCGUUCCGCAACGAGACUUUCUAUCUUCCUCACAAUAUUGACUUCCGUGGUCGAGCUUACCCGCUUCCGCCGUAUCUCAACCAAAUGGGUGCCGACAAUGCUCGCGGCUUGCUUCUAUUCAGCAAGGCAAAGCCGCUGGGUACCGGUGGACUGCGCUGGUUGAAGAUUCAAAUCGCCAACUUAGCUGGCUUUGACAAGGCUAGCAUGUCAGAGCGUGAAAAAUUCGCAAUGGAUCACCUCGAAGAUGUUCUGGACUCUGCGAACAAGGGUCUUCAUGGCAAGCGGUGGUGGCUGAAGGCCGAGGACCCAUGGCAGUGUCUGGCUGCCUGCUGUGAGCUUCGCAAUGCCCUAGCCCUCCCCGAUCCUACGACAUAUGCCUCUCGUCUCCCGAUCCACCAAGACGGUUCCUGCAACGGACUUCAGCAUUAUGCUGCCCUUGGAGGUGACACUGUUGGUGCCCAACAAGUCAACCUAGAGCCAUCUGACCGACCUUCCGACGUGUACACUGGUGUUUCUGAAUUCGUGAAGAAGUCCGUGGCGAAGGAUGCUGCUGAGGGCCACAAGGUUGCACAGGUACUGGAUGGAAGGAUCACCCGAAAGGUUGUCAAGCAGACCGUCAUGACCAACGUCUAUGGUGUGACAUUCAUGGGAGCUAUGCGACAGGUGCGCCGCCAGCUCAACGACCACUUCCCCGAUCUUUCCAACGAGAUGAAGAAGGACGGCGCGCUCUAUAUUGCGCGAAAGAUUUUCGAGGCCCUGGGUUCCAUGUUCAACGGUGCCCAUGAAAUUCAAUACUGGCUCGGCGAUUGCGCCACCCGCAUCACUCAAUCUUUGACGCCUGAGCAGAUCGAGGCGAUGGCAAAUGACGCCUUGUCCCCCUCCCAGCCUUCCGAAAAGGGUACUAGCACCAAGUUCGACCCGUCCAAGAAGUUCCAGUCAACCGUCAUCUGGACUACUCCUCUCGGCCUGCCCGUGGUUCAGCCAUACCGCACCCGCAAGGCCCGUCGCGUUGUGACCUCGCUUCAGACCGUCAGCAUUGUGGACCCUAGCGCCGAGGACGUGGUCUCCCGUCGGAAGCAGCUCCAAGCCUUCCCGCCUAACUUCAUCCACUCUCUGGAUGCCACUCACAUGAUCAUGUCUGCCAAUGCCUGUAACGAUGCCGGCCUUACCUUCUCUGCCGUGCAUGAUUCGUUCUGGACCCACGCCGGUGAUGUCGACUCCAUGAACAGCAUCCUCCGCGACGCAUUCGUGCACAUGCACUCCGAUGACAUUGUCGGACGCCUUGCCUCAGAGUUCAACGUCCGUUACGGCAAGAACUUGUUCCUUGCCAAGGUUGACUCCAACAGUGCAAUUGGUCGCACUCUGCGGAAACGCCGCCAGGCCAACAUGCGCAACGCAAGACUGGUUGAGCUGAUUGACGAGCAUCGCCGACAGACUCUGCUACGCUCGGAUGACCCUGCCGACCAGGCUGAAGGCCGUGCCAUGGAAACCCCCGCUGCCAUCUUUGAAAAGAUGGGUGGCACGGACGAUCACUUGGCUAUGGCUAGCACCCUCGGUGAAACCACCGUUGGCCACGUCCCCGACGAUCUGGCCGCUGCUGAGCGGGGGCCUUCCUCCAAUGUCGAUACUAGUGACCCGGCCAUUCAAAGCCUGUUCACUGAGAUUGACAUGAUGGACACUCAGUCCUCCAGCGCGGACGCUGAGGCAGACGACACCAUGGCAGCUGAGGGUGGUGCUGGGGAAGAAAAGCAGGCGACCAAGCAGAAGAAGAGGCAAAAGCCGCACACCUGGCUCUGGCUGCCUCUUCGCUUCCGACCUGUUCCUACGAAGGGCUCGUGGGAUCUGAGCCGGAUUCGUGACAGCCAGUACUUCUUCUCUUGA
Messenger RNA from Penicillium cataractarum, 4122 nucleotides. RefSeq names its product DNA-directed RNA polymerase. The record is from RefSeq and is a predicted model, not a curated record. Lineage: Eukaryota; Fungi; Ascomycota; Eurotiomycetes; Eurotiales; Aspergillaceae. The transcript has 2 exons. Gene Ontology annotation, molecular function: DNA-directed RNA polymerase activity; mitochondrial promoter sequence-specific DNA binding. Gene Ontology annotation, cellular component: mitochondrial DNA-directed RNA polymerase complex. Gene Ontology annotation, biological process: mitochondrial transcription. Bases 1 to 4122 code for a protein of 1373 amino acids.